Rhincodon typus (whale shark) is the source of this 3418-nucleotide messenger RNA. RefSeq names its product WD repeat domain 37 (gene wdr37). Gene Ontology annotation, molecular function: protein binding. The coding region runs from base 110 to 1597 and encodes 495 amino acids. Gene Ontology annotation, cellular component: preribosome, large subunit precursor. NCBI's taxonomy places the organism in Eukaryota, Metazoa, Chordata, Chondrichthyes, Orectolobiformes, Rhincodontidae. The record is from RefSeq and is a predicted model, not a curated record. The transcript is spliced from 14 exons.
CCCAGAACCCGCAGUCCGGGGUUGACCUUUCACCUUUCCACAGUGACAGAGCCCGGAUGAGGUUGCAGGAUGUCGUUUUGAAGGGAGGUGAAGAGAUCACCAGGAAGUGAUGCCUAUUGAAAGUGGAAGCAGUGCAGCUGCACGGCAAGUGAAAUCGAAACGUAAACCUCACACUAUCUCUAUUCGAAGGACAAACAGCUCUGAGCAGGAACGUGUCUCAUCACAGCGCGAAAUGUUGGAAGCACAGGAUUCCAAACUACCAACAUCAAUUCGGCAAACUUUGCUGGAGCUGUUUGGACAGAUUGAACGAGAGUUCGAAAAUUUGUACAUUGAAAAUUUGGAAUUGCGAAGAGAAGUCGAAACUUUGAAUGAUCGUCUGACAGCUGAAGGUCAAACAGUGGAUGGGGGAGAUUUAAGCAAAGGACAGCUGAAGGCAAAAGCCAGUCACAGUACCAGCCAGUUAUCUCAAAAACUGAAAACAACCUACAAGGCUUCUACCAGCAAGAUUGUGUCAAGUUUCAAGACCACAACUUCUAGAGCAGUCUGUCAGCUGGUGAAAGAAUACAUAGGACACCGAGAUGGGAUUUGGGAUGUCAGUGUUACACGCUUGCAGCCUGUGGUGCUGGGCACAGCAUCAGCUGAUCACAGUGCUAUGUUGUGGAGCAUUGAGACAGGAAAGUGUCUCUUGAAAUACACUGGUCAUGCAGGGUCAGUGAAUUCAAUCAAAUUCCAUCCAUCAGAACAGGUAGCUCUCACAGCAUCUGGAGAUCAGACGGCGCAUAUCUGGCGAUACAUAGUGCAACUGCCCACCCCACAGCCAGUGAUUGAUUCAAACCAAAUGUCUGGGGAGGAAGAAGUUGAUUUCUCAGACAAAGAUGAAGCAGACGGAGAAGUGGAAUGCCCCAGUGAAAGCCCAACAGUCCGAGCUCCAACAACUACGCUCAAGAGUCAUCAGGGUGUGGUCAUAGCUGCUGACUGGUUAGUUGGAGGCAAGCAGGUGGUCACAGCGUCCUGGGAUAGAACCGCAAACCUUUAUGAUGUAGAAACGUCAGAACUGGUGCAUUCUCUGACAGGACAUGACCAAGAGUUAACUCAUUGUUGUACUCACCCUACUCAGCGCCUUGUUGUAACAUCAUCACGUGACACCACCUUUCGUCUCUGGGAUUUUCGAGACCCUUCAAUACACUCAGUGAAUGUCUUUCAGGGUCAUACAGACACUGUAACAUCUGCUGUCUUUACUGUGGGAGAUAAUGUUGUAUCUGGCAGCGAUGACAGAACUGUAAAAGUCUGGGAUCUAAAGAAUAUGCGAUCUCCUAUAGCAACAAUUCGUGCUGACUCAGCAGUCAACAGGAUAAGUGUUUCUGUUAAUCAGAGGAUUAUAGCACUUCCUCAUGACAAUCGUCAAGUUCGAUUAUUUGAUAUGUCAGGAGUACGUUUAGCACGUCUGCCCCGCAGUAAUCGUCAGGGCCAUCGGCGUAUGGUGUGCUGCACAGCUUGGAGUGAGGACAAUCCGAUAUGCAACCUCUUCUCUUGUGGUUUUGAUCGUCAAGCUAUUGGUUGGAAUAUCAAUAUCCCAGCACUCUUGCAAGAAAAAUAAAAUACCAUAAGAGUGUUUCAAAAAUGACUUUAAAUAACUCUAAUCUUUAUAUGCUUAACUAUGUUUCUAUUGUUGUUACUGCUGUGAGUCUUCCAUCUAAGAAGAAAGAAUUGUAUGAUUGGCAUUGAAUGGCUUAACAUGCAUAAUCUGCAUGUAAUGUCCAUGAAACUGUGCUUGGUUAAUGCGCCAAUCUUGAAUGCAACGUUGCAUAUAUUAUCAAUAUUUCUCUUUUUUUGUAAUUUAUGUGUUCUUCGCUGGUCGUUAGAAUUGGUUGACCUUCUCACAUACGGCAUAUAAAUGAUUUGCACAGAAGUUAUAGCUGGAUUCUGUAGCAGUGUGAGCAGGGCAUUUUUGAGUGACUGAAAAAAAUGUGAAGUGUAAAUUAUGUGAAGGGUAUAGUUGUGUUUGCUGUAACCUGAAAAUUCUACAUAUCUUCCUUGUUGCCUUGUAGAAAGUGCAGGGUUAGAAUAUCGCAAUUUUGAUGUGAUGUCACACUAUAUUUUCCUUCAGUCUUUUUACCUGCAGUUAAGUAUCUGACUGUACCAAUGUAUUGCAGUGAAUUUCAGAUAUGUAUUUAGAUCUUUUCCUAAUUCAGCAAUGUUUGGAAUUCGGGUAUUUGAAUAUCAUACGAGUAGGCAGUAAUGUUUAAUCUGUGGAAUUGUAACCUCAUAUAAUGUAGUUAGUCAAUCAUAGGCCCUGGCUCUGAAAUGCAUUUUGUCAAAAUGUACACUAAUGAGAAAGAAAUGCUAUUAAGUUUUAUUUUGUUUACUUUUGUGAUUCAAGCCAAUAUUAAGUGCACAGAGUCCUACCUCCAAUCUGUGUGAAUGUGGGCAUAUGAUUAGUGUUGUAAUGUCUGCAAUCAGGAAGAGUCAUUAAAGACUAAAGGCAAAUUAUUUGCAUUCAAGAUCUCGUGCACACCAUGACUUUGUAGUGACAUGAGACUUAGAGUGCUGAACAUAAUGGCUUGGAUAUCUAAAUAUGUACAAAUGAUUUCCAAGUUUAAACAAUUUGGAUCCCAAUGUGUUUCAGAUUUAAUGUAUGUUUGCAUAUUUUUACAUAGUUAAGCACAAUCGUGCUUAAUAUUUAAGCAAUUUGGCCUGCAACCGAUUCCAGUGACAAUGCAUUGCGGUGCUAUCCUUUGUCCAGUAUGCUGUCAAUGCAGUAACCUAAUUUCAUGAACUGUUUUGGUUGCUGCAUAAGUACCAACAGUAGUUUGAAAUAAUCAGAUUUUUACUGCCAGGUAUAGAUUUAAAUUUUCAUUUAACCCCAAAGAUUAGUAAUGUUCAAAAUGUUUAAAAUACAGUCUGUAUUUAGCUGCCUGAAUGCUAAACAAUGUAUUGCAUAUUGUUGAAAAUCUGUGUUUCAAUUGAUGUUGGCUUUAGUGCACUUAAUGGUUUAUCAGUAUCGCAGAUAGGGCAAAUAAUGCAGGAAACAGUUUUGUUUUCUAAAGACCGGACAAUCUUAUUGGAAUUGUUUGGAUUUGGUGUCAGCAAAUGAAUGGUUGAUUUUCAGGUCAGCAGUGCAUAGCUGCCUUGGAACUUCCUAUUGGAUAGAUGAAUACUGCAGUAUGCUGAGUAUGAUUAUGAUACUGUUACAACAUAUGGCAAUUUACAAGUAGAGCACUGGAUAUUGUUUAAGCAGCAGGUUGUUCUGACAUAAACUAUCCAAUGUAAGAAACAUUACUGGACAAAUUGUCAAAACUUCUAAAAUCAGUUUUGUUUGCUUGUGUGUGAUCUGUAUCACGUCCCUGUGUAUUCCAUGGCAACUCAGUAAAAUGUAGUUUCUUUUCAUUAAAGCAUUAAAUAUUUGUAUUAUAAAUUA